AUGUUGACGUUUGGAAACUACCUCUACCCUAACGCUGUCAUUCUCCCAGUCCUAGCUCUGCUUGCUGUACUCUUGGACAUCCCACCAUUGGUAUGGCACAUGUCCCAGCACAAUAUAGCAGCUUGGUCUCUCAUUCUCUGGAUCAUUCUCGCCAACUUCUUUAACUUCACCAAUCCUCUCAUAUGGCCAACGGACGAUAUUGAUCACUGGUGGGAUGGCAACGGCCUCUGCGAUGUCGAAGUACGAGUCUUUCUAAGCUUCGGUAUUGGUCUCCCAGCAGCCGUGAUGAUGGUCAUGAGGAAGCUCGCCAAGGUCAUGGAUACUCGAAACAUUACAGUGGCUCCGACUCAAAGCCAGAGAGUAAGGGAAAAGGCCUUGGAUGGCUUGUGGUGCUGGGGCUACCCGCUGCUGAUGGCCCUCAUAUACUACAUCGUCCAACCGAUUCGAUACUGGAUUUUCGGUAUUUCCGGCUGCGUCGUUGCCUUGGAUGAGAGUUGGCUAAGUAUUGUGUUAAUCCACAUGUGGACCCCUAUCACAGUGCUCAUCGGUUCGUAUUAUGCAGGCAUUCUGGUAUGGCGGCUCUACCGAUACCGCAAAGACUUCCACCGCCUAAUCGCCGCUCGAAAUACUACUAAGUCACGCUUCAUGCGCCUCUUCGUCAUGUCCAUGAUAAUCAUCGUCAUCUUCCUCCCCUAUUCAAUCUGGAUCUUCUACCUCAACGCUUCACAAACCCAAGGGCCUUUUGUCUGGAGCAGAGUUCAUGGACCAGAUUGGAACAGCAUUAUAAAAGCCCCCGUGGCAGGCCAAAUCCGAGUAGACAAAUGGGGUCAGAUCGCUGGCGGCUACCUCACUUUCUUCGUCUUUGGUACCGGAACGGAUGCAAAUAACACAUACAAGAGGAUGCUGUGUGCCAUGGGCUUGGGCAAGAUCUUCCCCAGCCUACACAAGGAGUCUGUGAGUGGGGCAUCGACUCCAACCAGUUCUUCGUUUGCGAGGAAGUCGUGGUUCUCAAUUAGAAGUAAGGCGAAGAGCUUUUCCUCAAAAAACGAAUCUGGCAUCGAGACGUUAUCGUCGAACACUAUGAAUAGCUCUAUAUCGGUGUCUUCACCGACCACUCCCCGCUUUCAAAACUUCCACCAAGCUUCGACCGUGAAUCCAGCUCUCCCACGUAGUGCAUGCAUUGCAGCACUAGUGUCACAGAAACCAUUAUUCUUUCGCCGUCUAUUAACGCGCGGCCGUACCGGUAACCUACCAACUGUCCUCCCAUCCUCCCACCACAAAACCGCCGACCUGGUGGAGAGCGAGAUGAUAUCUGCUAGCACCAACUUCCCCGGCGUAUACACCUAUGCCUGGGCCUCCAACAGCCGGCAAGCCUCCAGGUUUCCCGCUAGCAACGGUGUAUAUGUCAUCCGAGAAGUCCGGCAGAACAACGAAGCACACACAAGUCCGAACAAGGAACAGAGUCCAGAGUUCCUAGUAUAG
Lindgomyces ingoldianus is the source of this 1482-nucleotide messenger RNA. RefSeq names its product STE3-domain-containing protein. Gene Ontology annotation, molecular function: mating-type factor pheromone receptor activity. Gene Ontology annotation, biological process: G protein-coupled receptor signaling pathway. The record is from RefSeq and is a predicted model, not a curated record. NCBI's taxonomy places the organism in Eukaryota, Fungi, Ascomycota, Dothideomycetes, Pleosporales, Lindgomycetaceae. The coding region runs from base 1 to 1482 and encodes 493 amino acids. Gene Ontology annotation, cellular component: membrane. The transcript has 2 exons.